UUUUGCUCAAGGCUAGCACUCUACCACUUGAGCCACAGCACCACUUCCGGCUUUUUCUGUUUAUGUGGUACUGAGGAAUCGAAUCCAGGGCUUUGUGUAUGCUAGGCAUGCACUCUAUCAGUAAGCUAUAUUGCCAGUCCUCCUUCUUUUAUCCCUUUUCAAGACACUGCUCUCUUCUUUUGCUUGGCUUGUUUUCAUGAGUAACCUACGCACACUGCCUCAUUAUCUUUUUAUUCCUUGCCAUCCUGGUUUGUUCAACUAGUGUUUUAUAGUGAAAUCCUUGAUAGUUUUGGGCAUUUUUGCUUUUACAUCCUAAUCGACUGUUCUUAGACACCAUUCCUUUAGAUCUCUCUUGGGUUCUGGAUUUUUGUGGUUUGCCAUUAUCUAGCACAUCCCAGUACAUUCCAAGAAAGAUGUGGCUACGACUCACUUUGCUGCUGUGCAACUGAUGAAGGCAGAGUACACAGAGGUUUCAUCAGAGAAAUGUGCUGAAAAUAGAUUUUUUUAAAAAAGAUUGCAAUGAAAUUAGAACCCUUGCAGCUAUUUUGAAGAGCUUCUACAUGUUGAAGAGCUCCUACACAGACUGAUUCACAGUUUGGAAACAAAGACCCUAAGUAUAGGGUUCCAAAAAUGAUAGAGUAUCUAGUUGGCAUUGGCAGUGAUCUCCCCGACCAAAGAGAUGUGCAGGGCAAAGGCUAUGCAAUUUCAUUUUGUCUCUUCAUUGUCUUAGGCAAAUGUAAGUUUUACCAUUUCGAAUUGAGCAACUACUCAUCAAAUAAUUUCAGGAGCCAGACAUGGGUUGGUGUGGAAAUGGUAGUGGUUAUUUUUAUACUUCGUGUCCUUUUUUUCUUCUUCAUUACAAGCUAUGCAGAUUAUUUUAUCUAUGUAAGGGAGAUUUCUCCCUCCCAGGGAAGUUCAGCUCAUUUUAGCCAAAAGCAAUCAGUUUGCUCUAUCUCCUUUCCCAUGAAGCAUCACUCCUUCCUCUAACACCCCCUUUCCCUAGGAAUAGCAGUAAAGAGCCUGAGGCAAAACGGUGGUAUGGAAAGAGUUGCCAGAAAAUUCCAAACACACAUCUUCAUUCCCCACCUCUUGCAACCCUGUGAGCUGCAAGGGUGGUGUUCUCAUUCGCUGGCUGUAUCACGAGUUCAUACACAAGAUGACUACAACUCCCAGGAUGCCGAUCGGCCCCGCCCCCCCCCCCUUUUCCAGCUAGAAAACGUUUAUCAUAGAGAGGACGAGGCAACAUGGCUCCCGGAGGUGGAAGGAAGAGGCUUCACCACCUUUGAAAUGGUGAAGAAGCGCAGCGGAGGGGGAGAGACGUGACUACAGCCUUGACAGCGCUUUUGUCCGCCCAGCCUCUCCAGGGUCUGGUUAGCCUCACCCCUCCCCUCCAUCCUCAUCCAAUCUGAUUUCUCUUCCCCUUCCCUCCCGGUCCCCGCAACCCUCCCGCCGGGAAUCCUGUCCCCGCCCUCUAGCCCCCCACGGAGUGCGCACGCGCUCACCCCCAGCUUCGCGCCCAUAUCUUCGCCCGCCUGCUUGCGCAGCCGCUGUCUCAUCUGCCCACUGACCAAGCAUGGGCGUCCAGGGCUUCCAGGAGUUCCUGGAGAAGCGCUGUCCGGGGGCCGUAGUGCCCGUGGAUCUUCUCAAACUCGCUCGCACCGUUUCACGCCAGCAACAGCAGCAGCACCUGCAUCGCCAGCUGCCACCGACGGCAGCUUUAGCGCCGGGGGCUGUGCGCGCCACGCGGGGCUCCGGUCCUCUUCCGCCGCCGUUCCCGCCUGCUGCCUUGGGUGCCUACUCUGUGGGCGCGGGGCCCACUCGGCACCACCACCCUGCUCACCACUUCCAUCACCACGGCCAGGCGCAGCCCGGGCUGCCCCCGCCGCUGCCCCCGCCGCCCCCUCCGCUGCCUGGGGCCCGGGUGCUGGUAGACGCGGGCUCAGCGCUGCCGCGGCUUUAUGGCGGCUACCAGACGGAUUGGGUGUGUGGCGGCCAAUGGAACGCCAUGCUGGGCUACUUGUCAGCGCUGUGCCAGGCUUGUGCCUAUCCCGGCGGCGACGGCCUGGAGCUGGUGGUCAUGUUCCCCGGGGGCCUGGGCAAGGACCGACUGGCCGAGUGGGGCCGUCGGUGCCAGGCCGAACGGCAGACAGCGCAACUGAUCGUGGGACACGUGGGCAACAAGGGCACCCCUCCACCGCGGGCCUGGUUCCUGCCACCUGCCUGCCUGAGCCACUGCGUGAGGCUAGCACUCAUCCGCUUCCGGGUCAAGGUCUUUCAGAGCCUUGAAGACCACCACUUGGAAGUGGUGGCUUUUUUUCGGGAUAAUGGCUUCCAUGGCCUUCUUGCUCAUGACUCCGAGUAUGCUCUCUACAAUAUUCCCUUUUACUACAGUUCUCAUGCUCUGAAGCUGAGCUGGAAUGGAAAGAACCUCACUACCAACCAGUUCCUGAUGCAAGAGGUAGCCAAGCAGCUGGGCCUGAAACGGAUGAAUUUCCCCAUUUUUGCAGCAUUAUUAGGUAAUCACAUUCUCCCAGAUGAGGACUUGGCUGCCUUUCACUGGAGUCUGCUGGGACCAGAACAUCCUCUUGCAUCACUUAAGGUCCGAGCUCAUCAGCUAGUUCUCCCACCCUGUGAUGUGGUAAUCAAGGCUGUUUCUGAGUAUGUUAGCUCCAUCAAAGACCCCUCAAACUUGGAUGUAGUUGGGAAGGAUGUUUUCAAGCAAUCUCAGUCCAGGACAGAAGAUAAAAUAGAGCGAUUCAAAAAAGCAGUUGAAUACUAUUCAGUCACAACGAAACUUUCUUCGCUACCAGUGGGUCCCUCAUUUCUAGGCUUUCGAAAUAAUCGGCUUGGAAAUCCUCCCCUUCCAAGAAAUCAAGUAGGCACCAUUUCUGCUGGAAAGCCAAUGUUUUCUCACCAAGUGCCCCAGAAAAUGAAAUACCCACCACCAUUCCCAAUGGGACCCAACUCAUCUCUCCUCUUCUCCUCCCACACUCUGGGAGAAUCUAGUGCUUUUUCUGAGGACCCCAUGCUACAGGACAACCCCUUUGCCAGUUGGACUGUCUCUUACGACAAUUCUGCGUCCCAGUUUCCCAAUUACCUGCCUUCCAAAACAUCACCUCAUUUGGGACCAGACUCCUCUCACUCCUCCUCCUCUGAUGGGGAUGAGCCAAAUGGACCCAAUUCUGAUCACAUCACAGAAGCACUUCAACAGCAGCCUGGAUGGGAAGAUCCCAGUGGCGAACGAGGGUCUUGGGUACAACCUGUUGAUGCCGUAGUGUCAGAAGCCAACCUAGGGAACGAAGAACCUCACAUCCCAUCUCUAUUAUCUAUGUCUACAAGGAGCCACAUGGACAUCACCAUUCCACCCUUACCUCCAGUAGCUCCAGAAGUUUUGCGGGUUGCUGAACAUAGACACCGGAGAGGUCUUAUGUAUCCAUAUAUCUACCAUGUCCUCACUAAGGGUGAGAUUAAGAUUCCUGUAUGUAUUGAGGAUGAGUGUAACAUGGAGCUCCCUCCAGCUGCUCUCUUAUUCCGGUCUGCUCGUCAAUAUGUUUAUGGAGUCCUUUUCAGUCUGGCAGAGACACAGCGAAAAUUGGAACGCCUGGCCAUACGUCGGCGGCUGCCUGUGGAAUUUCCUUCAGUGAUUCUUAAAGAAUGGUCUGCUUAUAAAGGGAAGUCACCUCAAACUCCAGAGCUGGUAUCUGCACUGACAUUUCGAGAAUGGACUUGCCCAAACCUCAAGAAGCUCUGGCUAGGCAAAGCAGUUGAGGACAAGAACCGAAGGAUGAGGGCUUUCCUGGCCUGUAUGAAGUCAGAUACCCCCAGUAUGCUUAACCCAGCUAAUGUCCCCACCCAUCUGCUGCUCAUGUGCUGUGUACUCCGAUACAUGGUUCAGUGGCCUGGUGGCCGAAUCCUGCAUCGCCAUGAGCUAGACACCUUUCUUGCACAAGCAGUAUCUACCCAACUUUAUGAACCAGAUCAACUUCAAGAACUCAAGAUUGAGAAACUAGAUGCCCGAGGAAUCCAGCUUGCUGCCCUCUUCAUGAGUGGAGUUGACACAGCUCUAUUUGCUAAUGAUGCCUGUGGCCAGCCUGUCCCUUGGGAACAUUGCUGCCCCUGGAUUUACUUUGAUGGCAAGCUGUUCCAGAGCAAGCUCAUUAAAGCAGGUCGAGAGCGAGUAUCCCUGGUUGAACUCUGUGAUGGCCAGGCUGACCUGGCAACCAAAGUAGAAAAGAUGAGACAGAGUAUCCUUGAAGGAGUCAACAUGAAUCAUCCACCACCUUCUGCUCUUCUUCCAUCACCUACUUUUGUGUCUCCCAUGGUGCCAUCUCUCUACCCGGUUUCACUUUAUUCCCGAGCCAUGGGCUCAAUGCCACCUCCUCAAGCAAGGAGCCGGGGCUUUGCAGGUCUCCAUCCAAUCCCUCCUCAAGGAGGAAAACUGGAGAUUGCUGGGAUGGUGGUGGGCCAGUGGGCUGGCAGCAGAUCCUCCCGAGGUCGAGGAUCCUUUGGCAUGCAAGUGGUUUCUGUUGGUGGGCCUGGAAAAGGGCAUGGAAAAGAACCAAGUGGUAGAGGAUCCAAAGGACACAAAAAAGGAAAUAAGCAAGGCUCUUCAGAUGGAAUUUAUAAAUCUCUGGAGCUUCAUCAAGGUCGAUCCCACUCCCAGGUAAAUGGAAACAACGGCACAUUGAUUAAGGAAGAAAAAACUGAUCGUCUUCCAGCUCCUUCACAAUGUGCCUUAUCCAGAGACAGCAAUGUGUGUGAUAAUGGUAACCACUGCUUGCCUGUGAAGAAUGGAGAGAAGAACCACUUACAAGAGCAGAAGCUGGAAAGUGUGGCACAUGUGAAAGAGGACUGACAAGCUGAACUUAGUCUUACCAGUCAGAAAGAGGGGAAAACUGUACUUUUCUGAUUCGAGGCCCAAGUUAGAGGAUAUAAAUGCCCACCCUUGAUUUGUCCAGGAUUUUUAUGGAGUGUCCUUUUGUGUACACACUUUCCCCUUCCAUAUCUUUUUCUCUGGGUCUCCAGACUUUCGAAAGCUGGGAAAUUUCUGUUUAAAGAUGAAUAGCAACAAGAUUAGCUCUAAUUCUUAAAUUGAAUCUAUUGCACCAGUAUUCACUUUAUCUCCCCUGGGAGUCUAGUAAGGCAGUAACUGUCAGAAAGAAAGGAAGUGUUAGCACAGAAUAUCCUAUUGUAAAAUUCCAGCUUUGAUUUUCUAAGUGUUUAAUGUGAUACUCAUUUAUACACUCAUGUGAUAAAUAUGGGAUUGAGGGGACAGCUGUCUAUGGCUUCCUGACUUUUCUUUAUGAGGUGUUGGGGGAGCAUUGAUAUAGAAUCUGUAUCCACCUCCUCCUCGUUCUUUUUCCCAACUCAUCUAUUCCAGGAUUUUGUAUGCCCCCUCUAGCUCUGGCCUGACAAUCAGAUAGGUAGACGUUUUCAGGGCAGUGAGUAGUGUUGGUACCUUAUUUUAUUUUUUAUUUUAUACAUUUUUU
Messenger RNA from Perognathus longimembris pacificus (Pacific pocket mouse), 5489 nucleotides. It is a transcript of the gene Fam120c, whose product is annotated as family with sequence similarity 120C. The record is from RefSeq and is a predicted model, not a curated record. NCBI's taxonomy places the organism in Eukaryota, Metazoa, Chordata, Mammalia, Rodentia, Heteromyidae. Gene Ontology annotation, cellular component: nucleus. The coding region runs from base 1574 to 4855 and encodes 1093 amino acids. The transcript has 16 exons.